AUUAUAUUGUAGCUUGGGAUUUACUCGUCUCGGCAGUUCAACAUUUUGUGUUUGCCACAUUGACACCGAUGCUGACAUAUGAUGUAAGUGCUAACAUGGCAGAAGGUGGACAAAGUUCAGAUCCUCCCUUCAAAGACAGCACACGAUCUAACCUGGUUUAUUCACACCUCAUGUUCAUAGAAUGUCCAAUCUGUCUGGAGCAGCUUCGUCAGCCAAAGUGUCUCCCUUGCCGCCAUUGUUUCUGCGAGGAAUGUUUGAGUAUCUACAUCGUCAAAGAAACUUCGAAGUCGAGUGGUACGGCGGCGUCCUUUACCUGUCCGGUAUGUAGGAAACUGACUCAUCCUGUCGACAAAUCAGAGGACAAGACAAAUUGGGCCAAGCAGUUCCCGACCGACAGGCAUGCUGUAGAGAGGAUCAGACUGGCGAACCAUCCCGUAGAGUCAUUCUUCUGUAGUCCGUGCCAGAAGAAGCGACAGACGACACAUGCAAGAUUCUGGUGUAAAGCGACCAGUUCCUCCUUCUGCGAGUCAUGUAAAGUCGAUUUCCAUGACAUGGUCCACACUGAAUGCGAUAUUGUUGACCUGACAAACUGGUUUGACCGGCUGAAUAUGAAUGAAGAAUGUGAACAACAUCACAGAAAGAAGAAUUAUUACUGUGAGGAUCACAAAUUCAUCGGUUGCAUUAAAUGUCUCACUGCCGGUCAUAAGGAUUGUAAAGCUUUGACAAGCCUCAAAGAUGUUUGUGCGAAAUUGAAAAAUGAAUCAUUACUCGACAAAAGUACGAGGUCUCUACAACUAGGGGUAACCGAAAUGGAGUCUCUAAUACAGGAAUUUGAUCUACAGCUUCAGACCAACGCAGAUGACAGAGAUACCGCUUUGAAAAGCAUUGAAGAUGUGCAAAAAAAGAUUGAGCAUCGUAUCGCAGAAAAGAAAAAGGAUGUAACAGACGAUAUGAUUGCAAAAUACAAGGAGAUAAGAGAUCAUUUGAAGGUUUCCAGUCAAAAGUGUGAACGGCUGAAGGCAGCUAUGCAGAAUACUUUGGAGUCGGCCGCUGAAGCGUUGCAGAGGAACGACUUUAUAAAUACGGUCCUGUUUUACCGAAGGGGUCAGACGGAGAUUGAAUCGUAUCAUGACUUGGCAGAAGAGAUGCAGAAGUCGCUUUUUGCUACACGGAUUGAACAUGAACUUGAUUCGAACUGGGAUAUUAGUUCAGUUUUGUGCUUUGGGAAGAUAGCGGUCCGAAAGGAUCAGCGCAUUGUUCAUGAAAGUAUCAAAAAUUUAAAAAAGGAUUUAACUAAAUGUAAACUAAAGGAAAUAGGAAAAGUGAAUAGGAAAAGUUCAUCGGAUACAUAUGACUGUAGGGGCUAUGUUUACCUGCCCGAUGGUCGGCUCGUAGUUGGAGAUCAUUAUAAACAAAAGCUCAAGUUAAUAGAUGCAAAAGGACAUGUUGUGGACGAACUGGACGUAAACGGACUUAUCUGGGACGUUUGUAUAGUGGACAACAGGACAAUAGCUGUCCUAACGGAGAAAGACGACGGUAUACACGUAGUGACCAUUACACCAUACAAACUGGUCAAUUCGGCCGAAAUAAAACUAGCCUUGGGCUCUUGUUCCUGUAUAGCAUACCGAAAUGGCGAGUUUAUCGUUAGUCAAGGGUGUUAUGUAUAUAGUGUAAAAAGUGAUGGAACUGUCCAUAAGAUUCACCAGUACGAUAGGACAGUAUCCGCUUUGUCUUAUGACCCUACGCAUGGACACCUGUUUAUCUCCUAUUUCACAAUUACUGGUGAUAGAGCGAUCAUCGGAAUGUUGUCACGUGACAAUAUAUACACUGACUUGGUGAAUGUCGGUAUCGUUGAAUGUGUGUCGGGGAUGGACGUACACAAGGAAGGAAACAUCUACGUUUGUGGUUCCAACACGUUAGUACAGAUGUCCGGGGACGGGAAACACAUAAGGCUUUUAACAAAAAUGGACAAUAUUGCGGAUCUUCAUUCAAUCUCCGUUUGUGGUGAUAGAAUCGCGAUGACGAACUGUUCGUCAGAAAAGAACUACAUCCAGGUGUUUCAACUUGAAUGACAAUCAGAGAUAAUUGUUUGCGUAUUCGGAUUUAAUCCAGAGCGACUCAUGGUAACCAUGUGAUGAUUUGCCGCCAUCUUUAAUCAGCACACAAUUGUGUACGUCAUAAUGUACAUGCGCUGUAGUCACAUUAAAGAUUCGCGCACUUAGUUCUCGCUCAAUAUCCACGCAGGAUUCACAUGCUGGAUAUAUGAUUUCACUACCACAAUGGUGAAUUGUAACCAGCUAAAUAUUAUCGUAACUAGUUCAAACUUCAAAUCAAUAGUAAUGUGGCAAAGUGAAUUAAUGUAGGCACAAGAAAUAAAGUAUAUACAUUGUAUUUACAUUGAAAGAGUGAGAGAAUAAUCUUGCUAGAUAUAUCGGAAUAUAUCCCGUCGUCUGCUUCUUAUCAAAUCCAAGUAUUGUCAUGUCCACGAAGUUAGAACCGAGGCAAUGGCAAGGAAGCAGUGGGUCACACUUUAACGUAAUCACAAACGUCGACACCAGUACAUUGUAGACAAAAAUGCGUAUUACGUAUAGGAGAGGUACUCGUGGGUAAUUUCGACCUCGAUUUAAAAGAGACAAUGCAUUUGCACGAACACUGAUCGUCAGGAUUAAGGGCCAGUUUUUUAGUCUGUGGGUAGAUCUACUCAUAAAAAGCUAUAAUAUUUCCUGUCCUGAGAUUCAUGUUAAUUGCAUUCUUGUUUUACAAUUAUUGUUGUGGGUUGAGUAAGGUAACGAAGACGAUUUCAAGUGUAUUCGGUGGCUGAUGUCUGUUUUUUACGUGUUAAAUUAUGGGAGGUUCAAGAACACAUCAAAUUAUGUCAGAUGUUUGUAAUAUCGAGUCUGUGUACGUAUAGGCGUUGAAAGGAGUGUUGUCUAUAAAUAUUUGUGGUAACAAAUCAUUAUUCAU
Molecule: messenger RNA, 2964 nt
Organism: Pecten maximus
Lineage: Eukaryota; Metazoa; Mollusca; Bivalvia; Pectinida; Pectinidae
Exons: 2
Coding region: 69-2072 (667 amino acids)
Biological process (GO): positive regulation of DNA-templated transcription
Cellular component (GO): nucleoplasm; chromatin
Molecular function (GO): ubiquitin-protein transferase activity
Source: RefSeq, a predicted model, not a curated record